AUGUCAAAUGUAAAUUUCACUGGGAAAAAUGUAGACAGCUUUAUAAUUACUGGAUUUGAUCACCUGCAGAACCUAAAAUUCCUCGGAUUCCUUAUUUUAAUUACCUACAUGCUCAUAUUGCUUGGGAACGGCAUCAAUCUGUGCAUCAUUUUGACGGACAGACGUUUACACAAACCAAUGUACAUAUUAAUCUGUAACUUAGCUGUUGUCGACAUAAUGUUCUCCUCUACCUGCAGCACAACCAUGAUUUCAGUGCUUCUGGCUGACAUUAAAACAGUUUCAUAUUACUCUUGUAUUUCAAGGAUGUACUUAUUUCAUCUGUGUAAUAUCACAGAGUGCAUGGCUCUCUCUUUGAUGGCAUUAGACCGACUUCUUGCGAUUAGACUUCCGUUAGGGUAUCACAGCAUUGUAACAAAUUCACGAACAGUUCAGCUUAUUUUGCUGACUUGGCUCAUUAGUUUCAUUGUAAUGGGGUUUGUAGCAUCUGUGGUAGAUGGUCUUCCAUACUGCCAGCCUGUCAUCAGAUAUGUGUUUUGUGAUUAUCCUUCUAUAGUCAGAGCUGCUUGUGUCAACCCUGAACCCUAUUUUUUCUUUCCAACAAUGCUUAACCUGUUGUUGAUUUGUGGACUGUUCCCAUUUAUUCUGUGCACUUAUGCUGUGCUGGCAUAUAGUGUGACCAAACUCUCCAACAACUCAAGCAAAAAGCAAAUGAUAAACACAUGUUUGAGUCACCUCAUUGUUUUGUUCAGUUUUUUUGCUCCAAAACUUGUCUCUAACUUACUUACUCGAAUAGGAGUUGUGCUAAAUUUAACAGAGCGAAAUGCAAUAUUGAUUGUUGCCUCCCUUGUUCCUUUACUAAUAAACCCCACUGUAUAUUCCAUCAGGACUAAAGAGAUCAGGAAACGAUUAGCAGGUGUAUUUUUGUGUAAAAAAGUUAUACCAAUUCAUCAAUAA
Molecule: messenger RNA, 954 nt
Organism: Xyrauchen texanus (razorback sucker)
Lineage: Eukaryota; Metazoa; Chordata; Actinopteri; Cypriniformes; Catostomidae
Product: olfactory receptor 6N1-like
Exons: 1
Coding region: 1-954 (317 amino acids)
Biological process (GO): G protein-coupled receptor signaling pathway
Cellular component (GO): membrane
Molecular function (GO): olfactory receptor activity; G protein-coupled receptor activity
Source: RefSeq, a predicted model, not a curated record